UAUAGCAUAGCUUAGUUUGGUCACAAGAGAAAAACAAGUUAAGGAUCAUAUCCUCUCUUGUAACAUCACUUGGUGAUUAAUCAAAAUGAGUCAGGUUUUUAGUGAUGGAGCUGUGGCAAGAGCCAUAGAUACAGAGGAAAUAAAUAGCAAUCCAACUUCACGUAGACAUGGUGCUGAUGUUCUUCCACAUAUUCACAAAGUUGCAAGUCCUCCUAGGCAGACACUUUUCCAAGAUUUCAAACAUAAUUUCAAUGAAACUUUCUUCUCUGAUGACCCUUUUGCCAAGUUUAAGGACCAAAAGGGAUCAAGAAAGUUUGUUCUUGGAUUACAAUCUGUUUUUCCAAUUUUUGAUUGGGCAAGAGGUUAUAACCUUAAAAGUUUUAAGGGUGAUUUGAUUUCUGGACUCACCAUUGCUAGUCUUUGCAUUCCUCAGGAUAUUGCAUAUGCAAAGCUUGCACAUUUGGAGCCUCAAUAUGGACUUUAUACUAGUUUUGUUGCACCUCUUGUGUAUGCUUUCAUGGGAAGUUCAAGGGAUAUUGCCAUAGGACCAGUAGCUGUUGUGUCCCUCUUGCUUGGCACCUUGCUUUCAGAUGAGAUCAAAGACACCAAAAGUCCUGAAUACCUUCGUCUCGCAUUUACUGCAACUUUCUUUGCAGGAGUUACUCAAAUGGCACUUGGACUUUUAAGGCUUGGUUUCUUGAUUGAUUUCCUAUCUCAUGCUGCAAUUGUUGGAUUCAUGGGUGGAGCUGCCAUUACUAUUGCACUCCAACAACUUAAAGGUCUUCUUGGCAUAAAGAACUUCACUACCAAAACUGAUAUUAUUUCUGUCAUGAGAUCCGUUUUUAGUGUCGCACACCAUGGGUGGAAUUGGGAGACAAUAUUAAUUGGACUAUCAUUCUUGGCUUUCCUUCUUACAACCAAAUAUAUCGCUAAGAAGAAAAAGAACCUGUUUUGGGUGGCUGCAAUAUCUCCUAUGAUAUGUGUUAUAGUGUCUACUUUUUGUGUCUACAUUACAAGGGCAGACAAGAAAGGAGUAGCAAUUGUGAGACAUAUUAAAAAGGGUGUGAAUCCAGCAUCUGCUAGUGAAAUAUAUUUCAGUGGAAAUUAUUUUACUGCUGGUAUUAGGAUUGGUUUGAUUUCUGGUAUGGUAGCACUCACGGAAGCUGUGGCCAUUGCAAGAACAUUUGCUGCUAUGAAAGACUACUCAAUUGAUGGUAACAGAGAAAUGGUGGCACUAGGAACAAUGAAUGUUAUUGGUUCCAUGACAUCUUGUUAUGUUGCUACAGGAUCAUUUUCUCGCUCGGCUGUGAACUAUAUGGCUGGUUGUAAAACUGCUGUAUCAAACAUAGUUAUGUCCUUUGUGUUAUUGUUAACACUGUUAGUGAUUACACCACUAUUCAAGUACACUCCAAAUGCAGUGCUUGCCUCGAUUAUCAUAGCUGCUGUGUUGAACCUGAUUGACAUUAAAGCUGCUAUUCUUCUUUGGAAGAUUGACAAAUUUGAUUUCCUAGCUUGCAUGGGAGCCUUCUUUGGUGUCAUCUUCAAAAGUGUUGAGAUUGGCCUUCUAAUCGCGGUAGCAAUAUCUUUUACCAAAAUCCUUCUACAAGUGACCAGGCCUAAGACCGCAGUACUUGGGAAGCUUCCCGGUACAACGGUUUAUAGGAACGUCCUGCAAUAUCCCAAAGCAGCACAAAUUCCUGGCAUGCUGAUUGUCAGGGUUGAUUCUGCAAUCUACUUUUCAAAUUCCAACUACAUCAAGGACAGAAUAUUGAAGUGGCUGAAUGAUGAAGAGAUUCUAAGAACAUCAAGUGAAUAUCCAAGUAUACAAUAUCUCAUCGUUGAAAUGUCACCUGUUACUGAUAUUGACACUAGUGGCAUCCAUGCUUUUGAAGAUUUACUUAAGAGCCUCAAGAAAAAGGAUGUUCAGCUUCUCGUGGCGAAUCCGGGACCAAUCGUAAUUGAGAAGUUCCAUGCAUCAAAGUUAACAGGCUUAAUCGGAGAAGAUAAAAUAUUUCUAACAGUAGGUGAUGCUGUUUCAACUUUUGUUCCAAAGGCUACAAAUUAAUGAAUAACAGUAACUAUUUCCAAUUGAAGUGUGUUUAAAUCAAAUAUGCAGAAAACGUGUGUGUGUGUGAAGAUGUUAACAGAGCUCUUAGGAACAAUGAAAGGGCAUAUAGAUUUGUUUAUUGUAGUAGUUUUUGUUUGAUUUUCAUUUAUUUCUAGUUGAAAUUGAUGAUGUGAUGUAUGUAUAGAAAGAAAUAAAUGUGUUUUCUAUGUUGAUUACAGUAUCUUA
Molecule: messenger RNA, 2293 nt
Organism: Trifolium pratense (red clover)
Lineage: Eukaryota; Viridiplantae; Streptophyta; Magnoliopsida; Fabales; Fabaceae
Product: high affinity sulfate transporter 2-like
Exons: 14
Coding region: 86-2065 (659 amino acids)
Biological process (GO): transmembrane transport
Cellular component (GO): membrane
Molecular function (GO): secondary active sulfate transmembrane transporter activity
Source: RefSeq, a predicted model, not a curated record